Xylaria bambusicola is the source of this 1429-nucleotide messenger RNA. Its product is annotated as U6 snRNA phosphodiesterase Usb1. Gene Ontology annotation, molecular function: 3'-5'-RNA exonuclease activity. Bases 224 to 1378 code for a protein of 384 amino acids. The transcript is spliced from 2 exons. Gene Ontology annotation, cellular component: nucleus. Gene Ontology annotation, biological process: U6 snRNA 3'-end processing. NCBI's taxonomy places the organism in Eukaryota, Fungi, Ascomycota, Sordariomycetes, Xylariales, Xylariaceae. The record is from RefSeq and is a predicted model, not a curated record.
CUCAGCUAGUCCCCGCAACCCAUCCCUAAUUAGCGUCCACCUAAGCCCACAAUGCAUGGACUACUGUACAGGGGAGAUCACCUACAACUCCGCGCAAUACAUCUGGCCAAAAGGGAUAUGUCCAGAUGAAUUUCUGACAACUGAUAUCUCUACCUACAUAUAAAUACAUUCACUAUGCCACAGACCCGAGUCAGCGGCACAUGGAUAGAGAUAGAAUCUAGAAAUGGGACUUGUAGAUUAUUCGGACUCAGACGAGUCAGAAGAAGCUCCUAGUAGCCCUCGCGUGAAGAGACAAAAAACGUCAUCAGAUGACGGUGCAUCUCGAAACACAGCAAACGACGUGCUUCCACCUCUUCCAUCCGCCUUUCACGAUUUAUACGCAUCCACCGUGCGCGUCAGCGCAAACGAUGACCCGACGCUGCACCAGGGUCGGAAGCGCGUGAAUCCUCACAAGGUCGGGCAUUGGCCCAGUCACUUGUACAUCGAGUGGCACCCAACAUCAACAGAGCGGGCGACUCUCACCACCCUCCUUUCCACCCUCCAAUGCAAUCUCAAUGCCGCCUCACCCUCACCCUCACCCCAUCACACCUCUAUAACAACCUUCCUCACCUCUGACCUCGGCGCUCCUCAACCCCUACACAUAAGCCUCUCACGCCCGAUCGUGCUAAGCACGUCGCAAAAAGACGCUUUCCUAUCCUCUCUCGAAUCGCGCAUCCGCACAAGCGGGAUCGCGCCCUUCGAGCUCUCACCAUUAGGUCUCCAAUGGCACCGUACAGAAGAGUCAUCGCGGUCGUUUCUCGUCCUGCGGGUUGGCAGCCGCUCGUCACAUCAUUCCCAUCCCGCCAACAAGCCCCACAAUCUCAGCAAGCCCGAGAAACAAAUAGAUGAGAAGAGUGUUACUAAUAAGAAUGACAACGAUGACACUCAAAAUACGAACCCCCCCAGCCCUCCUAGGACCACCCCUCCCAAAUCUUCAAACCCUCAACUCUCAUCCCUUCUCAGCCACACCAACGCCAUCGCAACAGCCUUCGACCAGCCGCCUCUAUACGCUUGGGCCAAACCCUCUGAUAACGACAGCGGCAGCAACCAAGAGGAUACGCUGGACGGCGCCUUCCACAUCUCCAUAGCAUGGUCCUUCGCCUUGCCGAGCGCCGACCUGCGGCGUCUCACAGAAGAGGUGUUGAACACGGCCUACACCAUCUCUACUACCGAUGCUGACGUCCACGCGCCGGAAUGUGCAAAAACGAUGGGAGACGCAGUGCGAGCCAUGCGCGUUCGUGUCGAGGGCAUCAAGGCCAAGAUCGGGAAUAUCGUGACGCAUAUCCCGUUGAGGAAUCGGAGGGAUGACGGUGGGAGUCGUGGAUUGUUUGGCAUGUAAGCCUUCUUAAGCAUUACAGGGCGUAACAUUUACUGGAUUUUAGAGACUUGC